GGGCUGUGGUUCACACUGAAUGGUCCAGUAUUCUUCUCAGUCUUCAUGGGACUGGUAGUGAUUACAUUAAGAUAAACAUAAAAGCAAGAGCUGAGAUAUUACCAAAGACAUAGGUCACGUUGCCACGGGGGUGACUGCUUUGUUUUGUGUUUGUGGGAAUGGGCUCUUGUAGCCCAAGCUGGCCUUGAACUUGCUCUAUUAUAGCUCAGGAUGACCUUGAGUUCUUGAUGGUCCUCCCUUCGCUUCCCAAAUGCUAAGAUUUUAGGUAUCAGCCACAAUGUAGCUGUGUUGUUGUUUAUUGGGCUUUGGCUGUUCGUAGUAAUGUAAGUGUUUGGAAGGGCUGGGUUAGGUACAAAACUACACAGGCAGAUUGCCAAACAGUGGUUGUUGUCCACAAAGGAAGCAAAAUCCCUCAGAACCACAGGGGGAGGUAUUGCUGUGCAUGCCUCAGAGUGACCCACUGAGCAGACGGAAACUGGGGCUAUAGAUUCUCUCCUCACCCGAACCACUCCCCACCCCCCUGACACCAAGCACAGAUUUAGGAAUUAUUCUGACUACCCAGAACAUAAGAACAGUGUGUGCCAAGGGAUCUUUAAAAUACAGCGUACAGGGAAAUCGCUGAGGAAUAGCAAGCGUUAUCUACCAGAAUCAUUAGUAUAAAUUAAAAAAAGAAAUACAACCUUAGCACACUAGUCGUGUGUGCAACACAUGUACUGACACACUCCAUACACGUUCCACAGUUCCUUUGGAUAGAGAAGUAGAAGGGCCUGAAGAUGAGAAAUGAAAGAAAUAAAAAAGAGGGAAACAAUAGGUGGAAGGGGAAGCAUAAAUUAGGAACCUGAGUGACAUGGUGCAACCUCUUCCUCCUCUACGUCCCUGAUCAGCUCUGCCAGAGCCUAUUUCAGGCUCUGACCUUUCACAGGCUUCCAGAGAGCAUAAAGUCUGUGAAAUGCAAAGGCCCUUCACAAGAUAUCUCACGAAAAGAAUGGACAAGAAAAAGAGGUCAUCAGGAGCAAAUGAGGUCCUGCAACUACAUUUCCCAGAGGACCUUGGGUCGGGUUUUUUAACUAAGCAUAAGUGGGCGGAGCAACUUGGACAGCCACUUAAGACACUUUACUAGCAGACCAGGGAAGUGGAACUCUCUCAGCUUGCUUCCUGGUCCUCUUGGUUUCAGUCCUGGUAGCUGCUGACCCACAGAAAUGGAGCCAGCUCAUCAUAGACUGAUGCCUCUGAAACUAUGAUCCAAAUAGAGCUGCCCUCCCUCAGGAAACCAUGGACAUUGAAGCGUACUUUGAAAGAAUUGGUUAUCGGAGUUCCAGGAACAAACUGGACUUGGAAGAAUUAACUAAAAUUCUUCAACACCAGAUACGGGCUAUUCCCUUUGAGAACUUGAACAUCCAUUGCGGGGAAUCCAUGGAGCUUAAUUUAGAAGUCGUCUUUGAUCAAGUUGUGAGGAAGAAGCGGGGUGGGUGGUGUCUCCAGGUUAAUCAUCUGCUGUACUGGGCUCUGACCAACAUGGGCUUCGAAACCACAAUGUUGGGAGGGUAUGUCUAUAACACUCCAGCCAAUAAGUACAGCAGUGGCAUGAUUCACUUACUAGUGCAGGUGACCCUCAGUGGAAAGGACUACAUUGUUGAUGCUGGGUUUGGACGUUCCUACCAGAUGUGGGAGCCUCUGGAAUUAACCUCGGGGAAGGAUCAGCCUCAGGUGCCUGCCAUCUUUCGUUUGACAGAAGAGAAUGGAACCUGGUACUUGGACCAAAUCAGAAGAGAGCAGUAUGUUCCAAACCAAGAGUUUGUUAACUCGGACCUCCUUGAAAAGAACAAAUAUCGAAAAAUCUAUUCCUUUACUCUUGAGCCCCGCACUAUUGAGGAUUUUGAGUCCAUUAAUACCUAUCUUCAGACAUCGCCAGCGUCCUUGUUUACAAGCAAAUCAUUUUGUUCCUUGCAGACCCUAGAAGGGGUUCACUGUUUGGUUGGUUCCACUCUCACUUAUAGGAGAUUCAGUUAUAAGGACAAUAUAGAUCUUGUAGAGUUUAAGAGUCUGACUGAGGAAGAAAUAGAAGACGUACUGAAAACUAUAUUUGGGGUUUCUUUAGAGAGAAAGCUUGUGCCUAAACAUGGUGAUCGAUUUUUUACCAUUUAGAAUAUGCAGUUUUGGUGUCCUUCCAUGUAUUUGGACUUUAUGUUAAAAUGUUCAAACUGGUGACAUGGACAUACUUCUGAACAUGUUGAUGUAUGCGAGGAAAAACCCACCAUUGGCUUACAGCCAAAUUUAUACAGAAUUUGUGCUAAUAGUUAAGUAAAAGGAAUAGUGUGAAAAGCAUUCCCAUUCAAUUCAACCAGCAUGUAUCCGAUAUCUAAUUUUUAUGAGGUAUUGCCUGUACAAUUUAAGAUUUGGAUUUAGCAAAGAAGAAUAAGAAGUAAUCUUCAAUAUAUCACUUAUACCAAUACCUAAGAAUAUUGAUUAGGACCCAAAAGGACCAGUCAGUCACACAGCUAAUUAUUUCUUUCUGUGCUGUUUUUAUAUCUACUUCUUUUUAUACUAUUUUUCUUACUGUGGGAACAAAUACCAGUUGAGAAACUUGAGAUUCUUGAUUUUAAAAAUGUAUGUCUAAAAUAAUUAAUAUAAAUGAUAAUAUAUAUA
This is a messenger RNA of Rattus rattus (black rat), 2646 nucleotides long. Its product is annotated as arylamine N-acetyltransferase 2. Bases 1273 to 2145 code for a protein of 290 amino acids. The record is from RefSeq and is a predicted model, not a curated record. Lineage: Eukaryota; Metazoa; Chordata; Mammalia; Rodentia; Muridae. Gene Ontology annotation, molecular function: acetyltransferase activity. The transcript is spliced from 3 exons.